AUGGAGUUUAUGGCUAACUUGUUUGCUCAGAACAGGAAAGCUGCCCUGUGCUUUGCAGGAGCCAGCGUGGCUUUGCUCGGAUUCGGACUCGGCUACAGAUAUCUGCGUAAACAGAAGAAGUUAACUCGGGUCGGAGUGGUUUCCCAGCUGCUACUUCAUCCUUUGAAGUCCGGAAAAGCUGUGGCGGUGGAAGCGGCCGAGUGUCUGCGCAUGGGGCUGAAAUGCGGAGAGCUGCAGGAUCGCCACUGGCUUGUCAUUACAGAAGAUGGCCAUAUGGUGACAGGAAGACAGCAGCCCCGCCUGGUUCUGGUGUCAAUGACCUGUGAGGGUGGUCAGCUCUGUUUUAAUGGUCCUGACAUGGAAGAAUUAAGAGUUCCCCUCUAUCAGCCCUCCAAACCCAUCUACAAGUGCAGAGUCUUUAGUUCAGACACCGAAGGCAGAGACUGUGGGGAUGAAGUGUCUGACUGGCUUACUCGAUAUUUUGGAGGAGACCAGACCUAUCGCCUGGUGCACUUUGAACCUCACCUGAAGGCCAGGAGACCAGCUGACAAAGACCCUGUCUUUCCCAAGGAUGACAAGGUGGCUUACCCUGAUGCUGCUCCUAUCAUGCUAAUGUCUGAGGCCUCGGUGAAGGACCUAGGGAGCAAACUAGAUCGGGACAUCUCUGUUCGUCGGUUCCGCCCCAGCAUUGUGGUCAGUGACUGUGAGGCUUUCAAGGAGGACACAUGGGAUAAUAUACAGAUUGGUCGAGUGGAGAUGAAGCGAGUCAUGGGCUGUGGAAGGUGUAUUUUCACCACUGUUGAUCCUGAAACUGGAGUCAUCUCUAGGAAAGAGCCACUGGACACUCUCAGAACCUAUCGGCUAACUGACCCUGCACAGAAAACUGCACCAAUACUUGGACAGUAUUAUACUGUCAAGAAGACUGGAAUCUUCCAUGUUGGCGAUCCUGUCUACAGGAUUAGUUAUUGAGGCUGUACAAGAUGGAUCUAGCGUAAAGAUCAUCACAGCACAAAUGUAUUCAUCUUAUACGUGUGAGUGUUUAACAUGGACAGUUUUCAAAAGCAUCUUGAUUGUAAAUCUUAGUCUACUUUUGUAAUGACCUAUGAUAACAUAGUUAACUGUUUUCGGCAAUAUUUUUUUGUGAAUAUGCAGUUAAUAGACAAAGAAAAGUAAUGGUUUCCAAUUCCAGUGCUGCCUGUACUGCACUGUUUUAUUAUUGAUCUCUAACCUGAUUUCAACUCAAGAAGGACUUGAUCAUUCAGAAUGCACUCAGCUGAAAACUGAAAAAGUAGUUCUUCUAUAUAUAAUUUGACCUUUUUUAUGCUUUUAAAUUGGCGUAAUAAUACUGAUGAUGCUUUAAAGGUGAUAAUUGCAUAUUGAGAGAGAACCGAGAGAAUUGCUAAAUAAUAUAAAUAGUAUUAAAUAUUCAGAGUUGUACAAUUAUGAAAAUGUAAUACUUAAUGGUAUCCAAAAGGCAAUGGUAUUCAAAGCGCCUCCGCUAAAAUGACGGAAAAUAAUUAGUUUUUUAAGUUAAGCACUUUAGAACCCUCACCUAGCAGUCUCAUCUGAAGUUUGUCCAACAGGGGCCACUAUUAGCACACAAGUCACUUGUUCAUCAUUUAGAGAAGAAACAGCCAAAAGGAGAAUAAAAACAUACGCUUGCAGUAACAAAUUUCGAAACUGAGAGGUUAAAAGCUUAUCAGAGGGUAUUUAUUUACUCAGUAUUGUUUAUUGAUUUCCGUUAAAAAAAGGUUAAGUCAGUUAUUGCUUAAAAAACAUGUAAGCUGAAGACUGUAUAGAACACAGCUGUAGCAAACCGGGUUAAAAGUUGCACUGUUUAUCUGCUGCUGCUCAAUCUGUUUGAAUGCCUCUGUGCUGACCAGCCCAGGAGAGCAAAGAAGAAGAGUGUUUUUAAUCACUAUUUCUCAUUUCCACUACCAUUCAGAUUAUUAGUUCAGUGUUAGAUUUUGUCACUUUAUUAUAGACCUGUUGAAACCUUUGCUUUUUCAUCCAAAAACUUCAGCCUUUUUAGGCUGAGGUUUUGGUGCAUCUCUACUAAUAAUUAAUAAUUACAAUCAAUACUGCUUAACCAAUAAUUCUGCCAAUGAAUCAUGAAAAUGUUUCUUGUGCUCUGACAGUACUCUCCAGGCUCAGAGUUUUUUUUGUUGAAUGUUUGGUGUGUGUUCACAGAACCUAACAAAUCAUGACAGGAAUCAUGUGUGAAAGGAAACAUGAAUUAAGGCAGCUGAUUAUGGUUAAGUGCCUUUUUAAUAAUAGUGAUGUCACUAUAUUAUCAUAUUUUCCAAUUUUUUGGGGAAAAUCACAGCACCCUGUAGUCUUGUGCAUUCAUUGAUCAAAAGGGCAUGAAGUUAAGCAAAGCUUAUUAUAAAUGCUUUUAGAAAAUCAUUAUGUUUACGUUUUUUGACAGUCACUUCUUGACUUUCAUUAUUGCUGGACUCUACACAUGCUAUAGAUGACAUAAGACUGGAGUACUGCCAGUAUAAAAGAUGCUGAUAUAAUACUUAACACUGUAUAGGUAAAAUGCAGACACUAAGUAAAACCAUUGCUAUAGCUGGUAGAAACACUAAUGGAUAUUUUUAAACAUAAAAUUAUUGCAUUUUUAUGUCUUCUGUAGAAGUUUAGAAUCUGCUUGUUGUGCACUUUAGUUUAAGUUUAAUAAAGUUGGGGUGAAUAAAACUUUU
Colossoma macropomum (tambaqui) is the source of this 2702-nucleotide messenger RNA. It is a transcript of the gene marc1, whose product is annotated as mitochondrial amidoxime reducing component 1. Gene Ontology annotation, biological process: nitrate metabolic process. Gene Ontology annotation, molecular function: pyridoxal phosphate binding; nitrate reductase activity; molybdopterin cofactor binding. The record is from RefSeq and is a predicted model, not a curated record. NCBI's taxonomy places the organism in Eukaryota, Metazoa, Chordata, Actinopteri, Characiformes, Serrasalmidae. The transcript is spliced from 7 exons. Gene Ontology annotation, cellular component: mitochondrial inner membrane. Bases 1 to 969 code for a protein of 322 amino acids.